AUGGAGGUGAUGAAGAAGAUGGCCCAUGAGAAAACCCUCUCCUCACUCUUUUAUUAUCUUCUGUUUUGCAUAAUAUGCAGUGUUUCCCUUAUUCCCACUUCCUCCUUUGUAUCAUCAUCACCUACUCUCUACUCAAAUGAAACCGAUAGAAUUGCUCUUUUAGAGUUUAAACACCGGAUUAUUUCUGCUGAUGAUCCGAAUGGAGGAGUAGUUCUUAACUCCUGGAAUGACUCUGUGCACCAUUGUGGUUGGCACGGAGUGAGGUGUGGUCGUCGACACCCACGAGUUGUGGCGUUGAGGCUUCCUAAGAUGGGGUUGGUGGGAACCAUAUCUCCUCAUAUUGGAAAUCUCACUUUCCUCAGGCUUCUUAAUCUCAGUGAGAAUAAUUUGUAUGGUGAAAUUCCAGGAGAGAUUGGUGGUUUGUUUCGACUAAGAUCUCUCUACCUGUAUAGGAAUGCACUGAGGGGAGAACUGGUUUCGCUUAAUUUUAGCAACUGCUUACAACUUAGGGAACUCGAACUUUCUAACAAUGGCCUCCAAGGGAAGAUCCCUACUGCAUUCCUAGCUAAUUUGAAGAAGAUACAACAACUAUCUCUGGGUAGCAACAGAUUGACAGGUGGAAUUCCUCCCACCACUUUUGGGAAUUUGUCAUCACUUCGAAAGUUGAGCUUGGAGUGGAAUCAUUUGGAGGGACGUAUUCCGCAUGAUAUUACGCGGUGUUGGGGUUUAAAUAUCCUUUCUCUUGGUUCCAACAAUUUCACUGGUACACUAUCUCCUUCUUUCUUCAAUAUGACUUCUAUACAAAUUUUUUCAGUAUCCCAAAACUCACUUGAAGGGACCAUUCCAAGCUAUAUAGGAGACACCAUGCCAAACUUGAAAGUCUUUUAUUUUGACAUUAACCAAUUCCAUGGAACCAUCCCUAUUUCAUUUACCAACACCUCUAAGCUUCGAAUUCUUGACGUAUCACAAAACCAUCUUGUAGGUAAAGUUCCAGAUAAUAUUGGAAGGUUAAAAGAUCUUCUACGUUUGAACCUUGAGCACAAUCUUCUUGGUAGCAAUGAUCCCCUCAAUGACUUGACUUUUAUAACAUCUCUGUCCAAUUGUAGUAAUUUAAAGGUCUUUUCCAUUGAUAAAAAUAGAUUUGAAGGUAAAUUGCCAAACACAAUAGCUAACCUCUCUUCCAAACUCUAUAUCUUAUCUCUGGGAGAGAAUAAGAUAUUUGGUACAAUACCCGGAGGAAUAAAAAAUCUAGUUAGCCUGAUCGCUCUCGAGAUUGGAGUCAAUCUAUUAUCCGGUAAUAUUCCUAGUGAGAUAGGUGAAUUGCAUAAACUACAAGUUUUGAAUCUUGCAGAAAACCAAUUAUAUGGAAAAAUGCCACUCACUCUUUUUAACCUUACUUCUCUAGCUUCACUUGUUUUGUAUAACAACAAUUUUGAUGGCAAUAUACCAUCAAAUGUGGAAAACUUCAGGAACUUGAAUGAGUGGUACAUGAGCACUAACAAACUACAUGACACCAUUCCUCAACAAGUUUUUAAUUUGCUAUCUUUGUCUGAGUGCCUUGACCUUUCCAGCAAUUCAUUCACUGGCCCGUUAUCUCCCACUGUGGGCAAAUUGAAAACACUAAAUGCCUUAGACAUCUCUAGGAACAAAUUGUCAGGCGAAAUUCCAGAUACAAUUGGAGAUUGUGUGAGCCUUGAAUAUCUUGAUAUGCAUGGUAAUUUCUUUGAAGGUAAAGUCUCACCUUCUUUGGUUUCCUUAAAAAGCAUUAUGUAUUUGGAUAUCUCAAACAACAAGUUGACUGGAGAGAUACCUAGAGAUCUCCAAAAGCUCCCUCUCUUGAAAUAUUUGAACCUUUCUUUCAAUGAUCUUGAGGGGGAGGUACCAACAUUUGGAGUGUUUGCAGUGGCGACCAAUGUAUCAUUGCUUGGAAACAAAAAGCUAUGCGGUGGUAUACCUGAGCUAAAUCUGCCUCCAUGUCCUGUGAAGAAAACAAAACACAGAAAGCAUUUUAAGCAUAUGAUUGUUAUCUUCACAUGUAUCUGCUUGGCUCUGGUGUUUGCAUCUUUCAUUGCCUUUCUAACAUUGUGUUGGAGGAAAGGAAAAAGGAUGGAGUCAGCUAAGCCAUCCAAAGUUGAAAAGCUUUCCAAAAUCCCUUAUAGAGACUUGCAUCAAGCUACUGAUGGUGGUGGAGAACAAACAAUUGCGGUGAAGGUACUUGACCUUUUAAAAAAUGGAGCUUCAAAGAGCUUUCUUGCAGAAUGUAAAGUGUUGAGGAACAUACGCCACCGAAAUCUUGUUCCAAUUUUGACUUGCUGCUCGAGUUGUGAUUUUGCAGGUAUUGAAUUCAAAGCUUUGGUUUAUGAGUUCAUGGAAAAUGGGGAUUUGGAUAUGUGGUUGCAUGCACAUUCAUCUAAUGCAAGGACAACCGUUCUAAGUGUUCUCCAAAGGUUAAACAUUGCAAUUGAUGUAGCUUCUGCAUUGCAUUAUCUCCAUGAUGAUUGUGAGCCAACGGUUAUUCAUUGUGAUCUAAAGCCAAGUAACAUUCUGCUUGACAAAGACUUAACUGCUCAUGUUGGCGACUUUGGUAUAUCAAGACUUUAUUCACGCACAAUUAGAGAUCCAAUUGGUGAACAAAGUAGUACCAUUGGAUUAAAGGGGUCAAUUGGUUAUGUUCCACCAGAGUACGGGAUAGGAGCAAAGACAUCAACUUUUGGAGAUGUGUAUAGCUUUGGAAUCCUUUUGUUGGAAAUGUUCACAGCUAAGAGACCCACAGAUGGUUUAUUCAAUGGUGAAUGUAGCAGUCUUUGUGAGUAUGUGGAGAUGGCUUUGCCAGAGGAAGUGAUAGAGAUUGUAGACCCAUCACUUUCAGCAUGCCUAGAAAGCAGUCAUGGAAUAAUAUCGGAUGUAGAGUUGGGGAAUGAUGGUAAUUUGGUGGAAAUUGAAGAGAGCAAGGUGCAUAACUUCUUCCUCUCCAUCUUCAAAAUUGGUCUCAAUUGUGCUUCAAGAUCACCAAUGAAUCGCAUGCAUAUGAAUGAAGUGAGCAAGGAAUUACACAAGAUUAGGAAGGCCUUCUUUGCAUAAAAUUAUGCAAACAUGUCUUCUGAUCUAGCAAUGUUUCCACUGCUGAACUAGCAAUU
Molecule: messenger RNA, 3137 nt
Organism: Ipomoea nil (Japanese morning glory)
Lineage: Eukaryota; Viridiplantae; Streptophyta; Magnoliopsida; Solanales; Convolvulaceae
Product: putative receptor-like protein kinase At3g47110
Exons: 4
Coding region: 1-3081 (1026 amino acids)
Biological process (GO): protein phosphorylation; hormone-mediated signaling pathway
Cellular component (GO): plasma membrane
Molecular function (GO): protein binding; ATP binding; protein kinase activity
Source: RefSeq, a predicted model, not a curated record